This is a messenger RNA of Naumovozyma castellii, 3039 nucleotides long. It is a transcript of the gene KAP114, whose product is annotated as karyopherin KAP114. The coding region runs from base 1 to 3039 and encodes 1012 amino acids. The transcript has a single exon. The record is from RefSeq and is a predicted model, not a curated record. NCBI's taxonomy places the organism in Eukaryota, Fungi, Ascomycota, Saccharomycetes, Saccharomycetales, Saccharomycetaceae.
AUGGAUAUCUAUCAAUUAAUAACACAGGCUCAAUCAUCCGAUACUCAAACCAGGGAGGCUGCUGAGAACCAAUUAAGUUCAUCAUGUGACCAAAACGCAUCUCAAAUUUUUACUUCUUUAAUGAGCGUGGCUCUAGAUCCUAAAAGUCCUCUGUCCACCCGACAAUUCUCCUUACUAACCAUUAGGAAGUUUAUCACCAUGUAUUGGAGUCCAGGGUUCCAAUCUUAUAGAAAUACUUCUACUAUUCAAGAAAAUACAAAAGAAUAUAUUAGAAAUUCUCUGUUGCAAUUAUGUUUGGAUGAUGCACAAGAUACCAAGAUAAAGAAUAGUGCUUCUUAUUGUAUAGUGCAAAUAUCUGCGGUAGAUUUUCCUGACCAAUGGCCACAAUUACUAUCUACUAUCUACAUGGCUAUCGAACAAAAUCAUUCACUAAAUGCGCUGUCCUUAUUGAAUGAGAUUUACGACGAUGUUAUUUCAGAGGAAAUGUUCUUCGAAGGACAGAUAGGUAUGGAGACUUUACAAAUUAUCUUUCAGCUGUUAACUAAUAAUAACGCGAACUUGAAAGCUAAGAUAGCUGGGACAAAAUUAUUUAACGCAUGUCUAUUGCAAAUGUCCGUGGUGGAUUCUUCUUCUAAACACAACAGGAAAGAAUUUGUUAAAGAAUGUAUUUUUAAGGCUUUGGAAGUCCUAGGACAAUUGCUUGAACUUUAUCCAGUAAGUAACGAUUCUUUAAUCUUGAACUUGAGGACUAAGAUAUAUGAGAAUGUCGUCUUAAUUAGCAAUGAAUUUUCAAGGAAAUUGUUUACCCAAGCCUUUAAAGGACUUUAUAAAUUGCAAUCCUUCAGAGACCUAGAAGCAUGCUCCAACCAAUUCAAUGCUUUUUUAGAGAAUUUAAGUCAAGCUGACAAUGACAUUUUAGAAUCAAUGAAUGAAUGUGUGAUCCAUGUGCUGGAUUUCCUAACAUCUAUAAGUGAUUCUGAUUUUACUAUGCAAGAAAUAAACUUGAUCGUCCAGUCAUUAACCUUUCUCUGUUGUUUGGAUUCAGACACACUAGAACAGUGGUCAGAAGACUUCAAUGACUUUGUCUCAAAGGAGACUGGCUUACUUGCUAGUUUUACUAUUCGUGAUCAGGCAGCGGAGUUUAUGUCUGGUUUAAGCAAUCCAAAUUAUUCUAAUUUCUUUAACUCCAUUUAUGCACAAGUAAUUUACUCGCUAACCGGAGAUGUCAAUGAUAACCUAAGGGAAUCAUUGCUAUAUUUAUUACAAACCCUCCUUACAAAUGAGGAGGAUAAUGAUCAUGAUAUCAAUAUAGAACCAUCUGUGAUAUUAAAACAAUUUUCUUCCGUGUUUGAGAAUGGCUUACAAAAAACGUUUCUAUUAUCAAGAAUUAUCCUCUUGACUCCAAAGUUGUUGGAAAAGUUUAUGGAUCAAUUGCAAGAUGUAAAACAACUUACGGGAAAUUAUUUGAGAAGAACUUUGGACCUUGCAUUAGAGACUCACAAUGAAAUUAUUAAAUCUUCAAGUAUCAUUGCCUUUACAUAUUACUCAUACUUUGCUGAACUACCUUCCGUCCUUGGCCCAGAACUUUGUUCCAUUGUUCAAGAAAACACUUUAAAGAUAAUUUCCGAACUCUCAAAGGAGGCUGAAGAAGACACGAACGGUUUACUAAUGGAAACAUUAAACCAAAUUAUUUCAUGCAAUGUUCAUGAGAAUUUAAGUCCUGAAAUACUUCAAACCGAAUUCAAUUUAGUUUUAUCUAUCUCUUCGAAAGAUCCUGCCAAUGUUCAAGUUACAGUUGAAGCACAAGAUUGUUUGGAACAUUUACUAGAGGGUAUGAAUACCGAAACUUACCUGCAUUAUGUUGAUAUAUGCCUACCUUCAUUUAUUCAUACCAUCGAUGCAAGCGCCAUUAAUCAAUAUAGAUACACGCCAGUGCUUUCGUUAAUUCUAGAAUUCUUAACAAUCUUCAUGAAAAAAAAGCCUGUUGACGGAUUUUUGCCAACAUCGAUAAGUGAUUUUUCAUUUAAAUCACUAUGUAACUUGUUAUCCCUUUCAACAGAAGAUGAGACGUUGCAACUAGCAACUGAUGCUUUCAGCUACAUGGUAUAUAAUACGGAACCAUCAGCAAUGGUACCAAAAUUACAGGAUAUUAUCAAUGUAUUGGAUCGUUUAUUGUCAAUCAAUGUUUCGGACACCGCAGCCAUGAACGUGGGCACUUUAGUUGUUACUCUCUUCUCAAAAUUCUCAAAUGAAAUCCAACCAUUAAUUCCAACUAUUCUACGUGCAGCAGUAGGCAGAUUGAUUCAGGCACAAAAUAUCUCUACACAACAAAAUUUGGUUUCUUUAUUAUGUUUUUUGACUUGUUCGGAUCCGAAACAAGUUAUCGAUUUACUGUACAACUUUGAUAGUGAUCAUUCCACAUUUACCAAAGUUAUGAACAAGUGGUUUGAAUCCUUUGAAACAAUACGAGGAGAGAAGAAAAUUAAGGAAAACAUAGUGGCUCUAAGCAAACUAUAUUUCACAGGUGACGAAAGAUUGGGUAAACUAAUUGUCAAUGGUGAUUUAAUUCCGUAUGAUGGUGACUUAAUCAUUACCAGAUCAAUGGCGAAGAAAAUGCCAGAUAAAUAUACGCAAAUUCCAGCUUUUACUAAGAUUGUGAAGUUGUUUACCACUGAAUUAGGAUUUCAGAAUAAACAACCGGAUUCCAAAAUAUUAUUAGAAUCUGAUAUUAAGAAUGUUGACACUAGUAACAACAAAACCUCAGAAGAGGCUGCUGGCGACGACGAUGAAUGGGAAGAUGUUGAUGAUGUCUUAGACUAUGAAAAAUUACGUGAAUUUGUGGAUGACGAAGAUCCAGCCGACUUUGGAGAAAAUGAUUCUGAUGAGAUUACUGGCCUCGAUACCUUAAAGGAAACUAUUCCUGAGCUUUUGGUAGAAUUCUUUAAGGAUGUUGCAGCGAGGGAUUUAAAUGGCUUUCACAACAUAUACAAUACCUUGUCUGAAAAUGAAAAGAGAAUACUCACGGAAAAUUUGGUAUAA